Staurois parvus is the source of this 882-nucleotide messenger RNA. The record is from the annotation of a GenBank genome assembly. NCBI's taxonomy places the organism in Eukaryota, Metazoa, Chordata, Amphibia, Anura, Ranidae.
AUGUACAGCCAGAAGCGCUAUGACAGCCCACCAGAUUACAGCCCACCUACGUAUCAUCAACAGAACAGCCAUGGAUCCUAUGGUUAUCCCAUUAAGUCUGCACAUCCCGAUUCAUUUUACCAAGAGGACAUCCCUCCGCAGCACUUCUAUAAGUGGAACUCACCACCUGGCAUCGUCCGAAUUCUUCAAGGCAUUGUUGUAUUUUUGUGUUUGGCUGUUUUUGCCUGUGUGGCAUCAACAUUGGCCUGGGAAUAUAACUAUGGCUACAUGGGUGGCUUAGGUGGCUUAGGUGGAUACGGCUAUGGUGGAUAUGGUUAUGGGGGAUACCUUGGUGGCUAUGGCUAUGGUAAUAGCUAUGGUAUGACCAAUCCCCAAGCAGCAAGUGGCUUCAUGAUGGCCAUGUCUGUGUUGACUUUUAUAGCUAACUUGGGACUAUUUAUAGCGAGUGUAACUAAAUCCAGUGGAACACGGUCACGUAAAUUCUUUAUGAUUGUAUUGGUGCUGAGUGCAGUUUUGGCUACCCUGGAUCUUAUCGCCACCAUUGUGUAUAUUGUUGGAGUAAAUCCGAGAGCCCAGAUGAGUGGUGGCAUGUAUUAUAGUCAGAUGAUGGCAUUAUGUAACCAAUUCUACACUCCUGCAGCUUCUGGAGCAGGCAUCAUGAAUCAGUAUCUCUACCACUACUGUAUGGUGGAUCCACAGGAGGCUAUUGCUAUAGUGUGUGGCUUUAUUGUGGGCAUUCUGCUCUGUGUCACAUCCUUCUUUGCACAGAAGACAAGAGGCAAGAUAUGGCGUUACGGGGAGCCUAAUAUUUACUGGGAGAGACCCUUUGAGCCCUAUCAAGAGGGUCCUAAUGUGGAGGAAUGGGUAAGGGCUAAAUUAUAA